This is a messenger RNA of Antechinus flavipes (yellow-footed antechinus), 3911 nucleotides long. RefSeq names its product insulin like growth factor 2 mRNA binding protein 3 (gene IGF2BP3). Bases 325 to 2181 code for a protein of 618 amino acids. Gene Ontology annotation, biological process: nervous system development; regulation of gene expression. Gene Ontology annotation, cellular component: nucleus; cytoplasm; cytosol. Gene Ontology annotation, molecular function: mRNA 3'-UTR binding. The transcript is spliced from 15 exons. The record is from RefSeq and is a predicted model, not a curated record. Lineage: Eukaryota; Metazoa; Chordata; Mammalia; Dasyuromorphia; Dasyuridae.
GUGAGAAGUCCUUACUCUGGCCUUAGGGUUCCAGCGAAGCUAUCUUUUCAUCCCUGCUAGGGAACGAAAGAAGCCCGCUGACACCCGGCUAGCCUUGUCCCUCUCCCUCCUUAGUGUUUCGUUGUUUGCUUUUGGUUAUUCUCGUUAUUAUUAUUAUUAUUAUUUUUAAGCAUCAGACGUGUGGCGUAGCUUAGGUGUUAGGAGCUUUUAGAGCAGCAAACAGGAGCAAGGACAGACAACCGCUCCAUCCGCUUGUUGCUGUGACUUGCUUUUAAAUUUGAUUUUACUUUUUUUAAAAAAAAUCAUUUCUCUUAAUUAAAAAAAAUGAACAAGCUGUACAUCGGCAACCUGAGCGACAGCGUGAGCCCGGUCGAUCUAGAAAGUAUCUUUAACGACUCCAAGAUCCCUUACACCGGCUCUUUCCUGGUGAAAGCGGGCUACGCGUUCGUGGACUGUCCCGACGAAAACUGGGCGAUGAAGGCCAUCGAAACCCUAUCAGGUAAAGUGGAGGUGCACGGAAAACUCAUCGAGGUGGAGCACUCGGUCCCGAAGAGGCAGAGGAGCCGUAAGAUCCAGAUCCGUAACAUCCCGCCUCAUCUUCAGUGGGAGGUGCUGGACAGUGUUUUGGCUCAGUAUGGGUCGGUGGAGAAUUGUGAGCAAGUAAACACUGAUACUGAGACUGCUGUGGUCAAUGUAACCUACAGCUGCAAGGAGCAGGCGAGACUUGCGAUCGAGAAGCUGAAUGGCUUUCAGCUGGAGGGGUACACCCUGAAAGUUGCCUACAUCCCGGAUGAGCUGGCCGACCUGCCCAUGCCGCACUCUCCAGUCAUGCCGACCCGCCGUGGUUAUGGUCAUAGGGGACCCCAGAGGCAGGGGUCCCCCGGAGCCGCGGGACAGAACCACCAGAACGACAUUCCUCUCCGCAUGCUGGUCCCCACUCAGUUCGUUGGAGCCAUCAUUGGGAAGGAAGGCGCCACCAUUCGCAACAUCACCAAGCAGACCCAGUCUAAGAUUGAUAUCCACCGCAAGGAAAAUGCUGGCGCCUCUGAGAAGCCGAUUACUAUCCACGCCUCUCCUGAAGGCUGCUCCACUGCUUGCAAGAUUAUCAUGGAGAUCAUGCAGAAGGAAGCCCAAGAUACCAAAUUCACCGACGAAAUUCCCUUGAAGAUUCUGGCUCAUAACAACUUUGUUGGCCGCCUGAUUGGGAAGGAAGGAAGGAACCUGAAGAAAAUCGAGCAGGACACUGAUACCAAGAUCACCAUCUCACCACUGCAGGAGUUGACUCUGUACAACCCAGAGCGUACCAUCACUGUCAAAGGUAGCAUUGAGACUUGUGGCAAGGCUGAGGAGGAGAUCAUGAAGAAAAUAAGGGAGUCUUAUGAGAGUGAUCUCAGUGCUAUGAAUCUUCAAGCCCACUUACUUCCUGGAUUAAAUCUGAAUGCGCUGGGUCUGUUCCCAGCCUCUACUUCUGGGAUACCCUCACCCUCCACUUUGGGGGUUCCUUCGGCUGCAGCCGCUACUAACUACCUGCCAUAUGGGCAACAGGCUGAAACUGAGACCGUUCACCUGUUCAUCCCAGCUAUGGCUGUGGGAGCCAUCAUUGGCAAGAUGGGCCAGCAUAUCAAGCAGCUCUCUCGUUUUGCAGGAGCUUCUAUCAAGAUUGCUCCCCCCGAGACUCCAGAUGCCAAGGAGAGGAUGGUGAUCAUCACUGGACCCCCUGAAGCCCAGUUUAAGGCUCAAGGAAGGAUCUAUGGAAAGCUCAAGGAGGAGAACUUCUUUGGUCCCAAGGAAGAGGUGAAGCUCGAGGCCCACAUUAAGGUGCCCUCCUACGCUGCCGGGAGAGUCAUUGGCAAAGGAGGAAAAACGGUGAACGAGCUGCAGAAUCUGACCAGUGCCGAGGUGGUUGUUCCUCGUGAUCAGAUCCCCGAUGAGAAUGAUGAGGUGAUCGUGAAGAUAACUGGUCACUUCUAUGCGUGCCAGCUCGCCCAGCGAAAAAUCCAAGAGAUUCUGGCACAGGUUAAGAGGCAGCAGCAAAUGCAGCAGCAGAAGAAUGCCAAUGCUGCCGCCGCAGCCGCUGCUGCGGCUGCUGCUGCUUCGGCCGCCGCCGCGACUGGUGGUGGUGGCGGUGCCUCCGCCGCCGUCCCUGGGCCAAGCGGCCAACCUCAGUCCAGGCGCAAGUAGAGAGGUUAAGGAAACGGCCCAUCUCAACAAAAGAUGCCAAACCAAAGACGAGACUAAAUAUAAUAGAUGGGUGAGGAAACACCUAUCCCUAAAUCACAAUUAGAAGUCCCACCUACCAAAAGCUUAUUUGAAGACCAGGCAAAAUUUUGAAUUCGUUUUAAAAAAUUUCUAUGUAAUGUCCUCUCAAGUUUCCGGAACCUGGCUUUUAAGGAACCAACAACAAGAAGAAGAACGACAUCUACAAGAACAAGAAAAUUAAGAGUCAUUUCCCUUGUGUUAUAUUCUUGAAUUUGUGUAAAGUGACUUGAUGUUUAUUGUCCUUGAUAUUCUCCUAACCAUUUUAGCAGUUGGUUAAAUUAAGCUUUGUGUUCUCACCUUACCAACUUUAAACAGAGAGAAAGAAAGGCAUUGCUCCUUAUCCAUUGCUCAUGAAAAUAAGCCGGUGGUAAUUAUUGGUGGACUAGAAUUAUAUAUCCAGUAAAUUGUCAACAAGUAUAAUUAAACAUUAGAUGUAUGUACCCCAAGCCAGUGGCAUUUUUUAAAAAAUUUGGUUGCAUUUUUACUAAGGGAAAUGUUGAGUGUGUUGGCCAGGGCCUGGAAAGAAUAUGCAUUUUACAAAACUACCUCAGGCGUAGAGAGCACUUAAAAAAAAAAACAAAAAACAAAAAAAAAAACAAAAAAAAAAAACAAAACAAAAAACAAAAAAACCAAAAAAAAAAAAUCUUUUCCUUUUUUUUUUUUUUUUUUUGGUAAUCUGUACUUUUGAUUUAAAAAAAAAAAAAAUAGUCCCAGAACUUUUUUUUUUUAAAAAACAAAGCAGAUUUAAAAUCUGAUCGGCCAACAGUGAGAAACAAGAUGAGCUAAUUGGGCAAAGAGCACAUGGUGCUUUGAACUGGUGGUUGAUUAAAAAAAAAAAAAUUGGAAAACAAAAACCUGGGCCUUCUAAGGCUUCUGCCACCAAAAUUUAUCAAAUUCAGUCAACAUUCUAAGAUUCUGAAUAAUGCCAACAGGAGAGCAGCAAUGCCACUUAUGUUUGAUCUUUUAAAAUGGGCUUUAAAAGAAUUGGUCCUCUUCUGGGAAACAGAACCGAGAAGUGAUGGCGAGAUGCUGGGGGUCUGGGGGGUCGAGCUGAACCAGUUGCAGGAGACUGGACUGUUUGUGCUCCUUUAUUAGAUGCAUGAACCCUUUGUGCCUUUGACCAUCACUGCCUAAAGAAACAAUGCUUCGGUGCAGAUCCAUGCAGUCCGUGCGGACGUUCAUUGUGUUCCAAGAGCGAGCUUCCUCUUUCGUUCUGUAGGCCAUGUGAUCUGUUGGGCCAUUUCUGAUGCUUGUCAUGCUUUUAGAUGAUCACAGCUGUUAUCACCACAACCAGGGAGGGCAAGGAAGGUCAAAGAUCUGACCAUAUUUAAAGAAAAGGAAAGGCUACAUAUCCAGCCACUGUCAUGGGCCACACUAAACCACCUUGAAAGUUUAAACAUGAGCUAAACACGGAAAGAAAAAAAAACCCAAAACACCUAAAAUAAAGCCUCCUAGUUUGGCUUAAAGAUAAAAUACAGCAGGAUUUAUACACAGUCUGCAACCAACCAGUUGAAAAUAAAAUAGUCAAAAGACAGGGAUGUAGGAAAGCAACUAAAUUUCUCUCCAAUUUCAAAAUGUAAUUUGAAAAAAAAAAAAAAAAUGAUUGUGCUACUACGCAUUCAAGUUUCUCCAAUAAACUUCAAUCUACCUCA